This is a messenger RNA of Fimicolochytrium jonesii, 1866 nucleotides long. RefSeq lists its product as uncharacterized. Gene Ontology annotation, molecular function: voltage-gated potassium channel activity. The transcript has 4 exons. Gene Ontology annotation, biological process: potassium ion transmembrane transport; regulation of membrane potential. NCBI's taxonomy places the organism in Eukaryota, Fungi, Chytridiomycota, Chytridiomycetes, Spizellomycetales, Powellomycetaceae. Bases 1 to 1866 code for a protein of 621 amino acids. Gene Ontology annotation, cellular component: membrane. The record is from RefSeq and is a predicted model, not a curated record.
AUGGCCUCCUCCUUCUCCAAAGCCAACUCCAAACUCCGCAAAACCUUCUCCUCCGCCAUCCUCUCCCCCCCGCGCGAAACGCACCAAAAAAUCGCCCGCAAGCAAAAAUCCUACUACGAGCGCCUCACCUACUUCCUCGACAUCCUCGUCGCCGACGACGAGCCCGACACCAUGCUCGUGCCCGCCGGCUCCAUCAUGCAGCACGUCAAAUACGGGAAAAAUGAUCGGUGGAGGGUUAUCAAGGAUGAGAAUGGGGUGUUGCCGGCGUAUUUGGUGGAUCAUCGGCCGAAGGACCCGGAUUAUGUCGUGCCGGUGGAGGAUGCGGGGAUUUUCCCGAUAUUUGAUCUGACGAGUAAUUUUUUGAAGCGGUGGGAUAUGUUGUCGUUGAUUUUGUUGCUGUUUACGGCUUCGGUGACGCCAUUUGAGACUGCCUUCAUCCACAACGACACUGGCAUCGACCUCCUCUGGCUCAUCAACCGCUGCGUCGACAUCGUCUUCUUCCUCGACAUGUUCGUGCAAAUCCGAACCCCUUACCGCGACCAACAAACCGGCCGUCUCGUCCGCGACGGCAAAGCCAUCUUGAGCCGAUACGUCAAGUCCUGGUUCCUCAUCGACCUGUUGUCCAUCAUACCCUUUGAGAUGAUCAACCAGAGCAGUGGGAGCAAUAGCAAGAAUUUAAGCCAGUUGAGGCUGUUGAGGUUUUUGAGGCUGGCGAGGCUAUUGAAGCUGUUGAGGGUGUUGAGGGCGAGUCGGAAGUUGAAGCAGUGGAGGGUGUAUAUAAAUUUGAGAUAUGCUACGCUCAAGUUGGUUCAGUUCUCCGUGAUCAUCCUCUUCAUGAUCCACUGGAUAGCCUGCGGCUACCGCCUCGCCGAAGACCCAAACGACCCCUCCGACCCACAAGGCUGGCUCUCCAACUACGCCAACUACCGCAACGUCAACAUAACCUCCCUCGGCAUAAUGGAACCCUACAUCCUCGCCCUCUACUGGGCCUCCUCAACAAUAACCCUCGUCGGGCCCUCCUUCGACCAAAUCGCCCCCACAACAGUCCGCGAAACAGGCUACUCCCUCUUCGCCAACUUCGUCGCCUACUUCCUCGCCCUGUACCUCAUCUCCUCGCUCACGAACGUCCUCUCCGUCGCCAACCGCCUCGAAACCGAACACGAUCUGCGGGUCGACAACUACCUCGAGAUGUUCCAGCGUCUCAAACUCGACCCGCGCCUGAAAGUAAAAGUCCACCAGUACCUCUCCGACCACUACGCCGCCGCCGCCACCCAGGCUUACACGAACCUCCUCGGCGAGCUGCCCGCCCAGCUGCACGGGUUCAUCACGAUGGAGAUCUUCGUCGACUUCAUCGCUCGCGUGCCCUACCUGGAACCCUUCAUCGACCGCGAGCCAAACCUGACCCAUGAGAUCUGCAGAGGCGUGUUGAUCCAGACCAUCCCGGCCAACGCACAUGUGUUCACUGAGGGGUAUCAGGGGAUAUAUUUCUUGGAGCAUGGGAUUGUGGCGAUCGAUGGGCGGGUCUAUCCCAGCGGCUCGGUGUUCGGCCGCACCUGCCUCCGCGCCUUCCCCAAACGCAACGAAUGCCGCGCGCUCACAAACGUCACCAUCCACUACCUCCCGCUCACCGUCCUGCGCUCCGCGCUGUCCAAGUACCCCAAGAUCAUGUACUACGCCAAACGCUGGACCGUGUGGCAGUUGCUCAGGCGGUACGUGUUUACGUACACCACGCUGUAUUAUACGGCGGCCAAGAGGGGCGCGAGGAUGGUGCCGCCGUUGACGAGCAUGAGGCCGGGGUUGAGGGAGGGGGAGUAUGAUGAUAUUGAUUUGGCGGUUUUGGAGCAUAUUAAUGAGUUUGGGUACUGA